This is a messenger RNA of Eruca vesicaria subsp. sativa (arugula), 663 nucleotides long. NCBI's taxonomy places the organism in Eukaryota, Viridiplantae, Streptophyta, Magnoliopsida, Brassicales, Brassicaceae. The record is from the annotation of a GenBank genome assembly.
GGUUAAUCCUUCCCAUCGUAUAAAUAUUGGAGGGGCCUUAGUUUAUAAUCAUGCAAGGCGAGAUAAUGUGGACGCUAAUCUUUGCACUCGUGAGUUUAACCGCCGCCACGGUUACAGCGAAUAAUAGUGAUUCUUCUAACUACUACGGGCAGACCAAGGCGGCUGAUCUGAAGGAGGAGAAAGUGACACAUCUCCGCUUCUACCUCCAUGAUAUCAUCAGUGGCAAAAACCCGAGCGCCGUGAGAAUCGCACAUGCAAAUCUCACAGGAGGCAGCGCAGAUUCGGCGGUGGGAUUCGGAAGCCUGUUCGCGAUGGACGAUCCGCUGACGGUGGGCCCAGGGAAAGAUUCAAAGGUGAUCGGAAACGGGCGUGGAAUGUACGUAUCGGGGAGCAAAGACAUAAGUAAGUUCACGAUCGUGAUGUACGCUGAUUUGGCGUUCACGACGGGGAAGUUCAAUGGAAGCUCGAUAAGCGUGUUCUCGAGGAAUCCGGUGGCGGAAGAGGCGGGAGAGAGAGAGGUAGGGAUUGUGGGAGGACGUGGCGCCUUCAGAAUGGCCAGAGGAUUCAUCCAAAUCAAAACGCAUCACAUCGACAUGAACACUGGCGAUGCUGUUCUCCGUUACCAUGCUACUGUUUUCCAUUAUUAAACCCCCCCCCCCCCCC